AUGCAGGCCCACCUCAGCCACCAGCGUUGCUGCAGCAGCCUCCCCAGCCCCAAUGUUCGUGAGGCGGCUUCCAUGUACGGUACUGCUGUGGCCAUCUUCCUGGUCAUCCUGGUGGCUGCGCUGCAGGGCUCAGAGCCCCCGGAGAACCCCUUCCCCUACCGCGUCCCCCUGGACCCUGAGGGGAUCCUGGAGCUCUCGUGGAACGUCAGCUAUGUGCAGGAGACCAUCCACUUCCAGCUCCAGGUGCAAGGGCUGAUGGCUGGGGUCCUGUUUGGAAUGUCGGAUCGAGGCGAGAUAGAGAACGCCGACCUCGUCAUGCUCUGGACUGAUGGGGACAGAGCCUACUUUGCGGACGCCUGGAGUGACCAGGAUGGGCAGAUCCACCUGGAUGCCCAGCAGGACUACCAGCUGCUCCAGGCCCAGAGGACUUCAGAUGGCCUGUCCCUGCUCUUCAAGAGGCCCUUUGUCACGUGCGACUCCAAGGAUUACCUCAUUGAGGAUGACACGGUCCACCUAGUAUAUGGGAUCCUGGAAGAGCCGUUCCAGUCGCUGGAGGCCAUCAACAUCUCAGGCCUGCAUACGGGGCUGCAGCGGGUGCAGCUUCUAAAGUCGGAGUUCCCCACUCCACCCAUGCCUGCGGAUGUGAAAACCAUGGAGAUCCGGGCCCCUAACGUCCUCAUCCCCAACAAGGAGACCACAUACUGGUGUCACAUCACUGAGCUGCCCCCAGGCUUCACCCGACAUCACAUCAUCAUGUAUGAGGCCAUUAUCACGCAGGGCAACGAGGCCCUGGUGCACCACAUGGAGGUCUUCCAAUGCGCAGAUGAGUUUAAGACCAUCCCCAAAUUCAGCGGGCCCUGUGACUCCAACAUGAAGCCUGAACGACUCAACUAUUGUCGCCAUGUGCUGGCCGCGUGGGCCCUGGGUGCCAAGCCAUUUUACUAUCCAGAAGAAGCUGGUGUCGCCUUUGGGGGCCUGGGAUCCUCCAGGUAUCUCCGACUGGAAGUUCAUUACCACAAUCCGGGGAAGGUACAAGGCCGGAGUGACUCCUCUGGCAUCCGCCUACACUACACAUCUGCUCUCCGGAGCUACGAUGCAGGCAUCAUGGAGCUUGGCCUGGUGUAUACGCCCUUGAUGGCCAUCCCCCCUCAGGAGACAGAGUUUGUCUUGACCGGCUACUGCACUGAUAAGUGCACCAGGAUGGCACUGCCACCCUCUGGGAUCCACAUCUUCGCCUCACAGCUCCACACACACCUGACUGGCAGGAAGGUGGUCACUGUGCUCGCCAGGAAUGGCACAGAGAGGCAGAUCGUGAACAGAGACAACCACUACAGCCCCCACUUCCAGGAGAUCAGAAUGUUGAAGAAGGUUGUGUCUGUCUUACCGGGGGACGUACUUAUCACUUCUUGCACGUACAACACGGAAGACAGGAAGCUGGCCACGGUGGGAGGCUUUGGAAUCUUGGAGGAGAUGUGUGUCAACUAUGUGCACUACUACCCCCAGACAAAGCUGGAGCUCUGCAAGAGCGCCGUGGAUGAGGGCUACCUACAGAAAUACUUCCACCUGAUAAACAGGUUCAACAAUGAAGAGGUGUGUACCUGCCCUCAGGCCUCUGUGCCGGAGCAGUUUACCUCUGUGCCCUGGAACUCCUUCAGUCGUGACAUGCUCAGGGCUCUGUAUGGCUUUGCCCCCAUCUCCAUGCAUUGCAACAAGACCUCUGCCGUCCGCUUUGAGGGUGACUGGAACCUGCAGCCUCUGCCCAAGAUCACAUCCAAACUGAAAGAACCCAGCCUUCAUUGCCCGGUCCACCAGGCUCCGAACCCCUCUGACCGCGGUAGCGUGGUCAUCACAACCAAAGCAGGGGCCAAGUAGGCUCAUCUUCUGUGAGGCUGCUCCUCUGCCCCUCCUCAUGAUGUCCCCAUGGGCUCACACCAGCUCUGUGCACCCCUGUGUGAAGAAGUCCCUCAAGGAGCCUACUCCCUCCCCCUCCGAGACACCUGCGUGACUGACAAUCCCUUGACAGAGCAGACCUGAACAGCAUCUACCCACUGCUGCCUCCAUGUAGGGACAACUCACUCUGGGGGGUCCAGAUUCAACACUAUAGGACCUUACCCUGCCUCCAGAACGGCCUUGCCAGGCUGGGGGCAGACUCCCAAAGUCCCACAGAGCCCACCCUGUUAGUGCUCCAAGUGGUAACUUGUGUUGGUGUGUGCCGGGAUGGCCCUGCUUAAAUAUCUCUUUGCAGUGUGGCUCGUGUUUCCCAGUGGGCGGCUUCCCCAUGACAAGACAGGACAAGGCAUUUAGCUCAUUAGAAGACUCGCUUCGUGGCAAAGUAAAUAGAUAUUUUCGCCCACCUAAAAGGGAAACCCCAAGUGGUUCUAUGACAGAGAGCCAAGAUGGCUAGAGCCAGGCUCUGUGGGAGAAUGGGACAAUUAGAGCCGGUUGCUUUUCCUGCUGGUGAGAGGCCAGGCUCUAGAAUAGGUAGGUGAAAACUUGGCUUGGUCCCUUAAUAAAGGAAGGGCUAGAGCAAGCCACUUAGCAGUAGCUGUCUGACCCUCAGUCUUCUUGCCU
Molecule: messenger RNA, 2571 nt
Organism: Acomys russatus (golden spiny mouse)
Lineage: Eukaryota; Metazoa; Chordata; Mammalia; Rodentia; Muridae
Gene: Dbh
Product: dopamine beta-hydroxylase
Exons: 12
Coding region: 1-1872 (623 amino acids)
Biological process (GO): octopamine biosynthetic process; norepinephrine biosynthetic process; dopamine catabolic process
Cellular component (GO): secretory granule membrane
Molecular function (GO): copper ion binding; dopamine beta-monooxygenase activity
Source: RefSeq, a predicted model, not a curated record